CUCCCGGGUGAGGACUGUUUGAUGGCGUCGCCUAGCAGCGGCCUCCUCCGCCUCCUCCGUUAACGACUAGGGAAACCAAAAAAUAAAUGAACAUUCAAGAUGGCACCCAUUUUAGAAUGGAAGAAACUUAUGAGAGUAGAUCCUGAUGCUUUGCCUCGUCUAGAAGAGCUAGCAGAUAAUUUACUGGAGACAGUGGCCAAGGUUGAUGGAAAUGAACUGAAGGAUGAGAAUCCUGAACGUUUAAUUCAACUUUUUAAAAUUUCUCAGUCGUUAAUGAAGAUGAAAAAUCAGGAAGUAGAACUGGCAUUGGAAGAAGUUGAGAAAGCUGGGGAAGAGCAAGCCAAAUUUGAAAAUAAGUUAAAAACUAAGGUGAUGAAAUUGGAAAAGGAACUAGAGGCAGCACAGAGAACAGCUGGUGGCCGUGAUACUCGCUUUUUGCGUGAUGAGAUCCGUCAACUGGAAAGACAGCUGGAACAAAAAGACAGAGAACUGGCAGAUAUGGAAAAGGAGGUUGAGAAAGAGAAGAAGGUUAAUGAACAGCUUGCUCUUCGAAAUGAGGAUGCAGAAAAUGAAAACAGCAAGUUGAGAAGAGAGAAUGAGCAGCUUCGUCAGGAUGUAAUUGACUAUCAGAGACAAAUUGAUACACAAAAAGAAACAGCUCUUUCACGAAGAGGAGAAGAAUCAGAUUAUAGAUCACAGUUAUCAAAAAAGAACUUUGAGCUUGUCCAGUACCUAGAUGAAAUUCAGGGUUUGACAGAAGCUAAUGAAAAAUUAGAGGCUCAAAACCAGGAAAUGAGGAAGAAUCUAGAAGAAUCAGUGCAAGAAAUGGAAAAAAUGACUGAUGAAUACAAUAAAAUGAAACUUAUUGUGCAGCAAUCUGACAUUGUUAUGGACCAACUAAGAAAGGAAAAGGAACAAUUUAAGCUACAGGUGCAUGAACUAACGGAGCAACUUAAAGCAAAGAAUGAAGAAGAUGAUCCUCUCAUGGCAGCUGUAAAUGAAAAAGUGGAAGAAUGGAAGGGAAUUUUGGCUUCCAAAGAUGAUGAAAUAAUUGAGUAUCAGCAAAUGUUGCUGACUCUGAAAGAGAAGCUGAAAAUGGCCCAGCUUGAUGCUGAUAAGAGCAGUGUUAUGGUACUCCAGCAGGGUGUGCAAGAAAGAGACAGUCAGAUCAAACUGCUCACUGAACAGGUUGAGGAAUAUACAAAAGAGAUGGAAAAGAAUGCAUCUAUUAUUGAGGAUCUGAAAAGAGAACUCCAAAAAGGAAAAGCUCAGCCAUCUUUUACUCAACAAGAUUGCAUUGGGGAAUUGCAAGGGAAGUUACAUAUGCUGGCACAGAAAACUAGAGAAGCUGAAAGGGUAGCAGAACUUGCAGAAGCUGAUGCGAAGGAGAAGGACAAAGACCUUAUUGACACUCUGAAGCGAAUGAAAGAUUAUGAAACGGGAGUAUAUGGUUUGGAAGAUGCUGUUGCUGAAAUAAAAGAUUUGAAAAAGCAAAUUAAAGUACGAGAUCAUGAGAAUGAAACAUUAAUUAAAGAAGUUAACAAACUUGAACUUAAAAUUAAUGAUUUUCUUGAUGAAAAUGAAGAUCUUCGGGAACGGCUAGGUCUUGAUCCAAAGACAAUGAUUGAUUUAACUGAAUUUAAAAACAGCAAAUCACUGAAACAGCAGCAAUACAAGGCUGAAAACCAGAUCCUACUGAAAGAGAUUGAAAGACUAGAAGAAGAAAGAGUUGCCCUGAAACAACAGGUUCGUAAACUGGCUCAGGAGAAAGGAAGAAGAGCUGCAACUUUAGGACUAGAUACAGAUGACCUACAGCUGAUUAAUACCUUUACUGAAGAUUUGAAGAUGAAAAGGGGGAAAUCUGAGUUCAUGAGUACCACUAACUUUGACGAGGUUAAAGCAAAGCUGAGUUCUCAACGUUUUUCACAGAUACAAGUGGAGGAUAAUAGUGAUGGCUCCAAGGCUUUUACAAUAGAUGAGCUUUACAGUUCAUUAGGGCAAGAAUCUGCAGAAAUGCUAGGGACAGCUUUGUGGCCAGUCAACUAUAAGGAAUCAAGCGAAUUAGAAAUAGGCAGUCCAGUUUCAUUUUCUGCUAUGCAAAGAAAAAGGGCUAGUAAAAGGCAACAAAGGCAAGAAAGGCAGAUGAAGAGAAGUGAAGCCCACAUGCCAGCAAACUCUGUUAGGACACUAUCCCUAGAUUUCCAGGAGGGGUUGCCUCUUAUGCUGCUUGGAAAGCCAGUGUCAUCCUAUGUAGUGCAGGAGGUCCUGUUGAAAGAUGAAAAAGACAAUUCUGAGAUAAAAUUGAUGGAUUUGAGAACUGAUUUGCAAGACAUGGGGAAAGACCAAAUAUACUUUCCAGAAUCAUGGCCUGUAGAACAUUUGGAAGGAAGACUUGAUUGUGGCCAGCCAGGGAAUGCAUAUCAGAUAGAGCGAGUUGAGAGUCUCAUAAGGCAGCUGAAGAAUGAAUUAAUAUUCCUUAGGUCAGAGAAUGAGCAGAUAUUGAGAGACUUGUUCGCCAAGAAUACACUGAAUAAAAAUGCAGAGCUAGAGCUUGACAGAUGCAGGAGCCAGAAAUUUGAGAAUGACUACCUUGUCAAAGAAUUAAAUGAACGAGAGAGAGACUUGGAACAAAACAGAUCUGUAAUAGCAAAGUUUCAAUCCAAAUUCAAAGAAUUAGUACAAGAAAAUAAGCACCUUGAACAAGGCAUGAAAGAAAUUCUACAAGCAAUAAAGGAUAUGCAGAAAGAUCCAGCUGUGAAAGGUGGAGAAACUGCUCUAAUGAUUCCUAGUCUGGAACGAUUAGUAAAUGCAAUUGAAUUAAAGAGUGCAGAAGGAACCUUUGAUGCCAGCUUGCAUUUGAAGGCUCAAGUUGACCAACUUACAGGACGAAAUGAAGAAUUAAGGAAGGAACUGAGAGAAGCUCGGAAGGAGGCUGUGAACUUUUCUAAUCAGCUGGCCAAAGCAAAUGCAAAGAUUGCCAGUCUUGAAAAUGAGAUUCAUUUGCUGCGACAAUCAGAAGGUGCCAAUAUAGUAUUCAAAGCAGUAAAUCUUCCAGAAGGGAUGGCUCCUUCUAGUGUGAACACAAUCAACUCACAGAAUGAAUAUUUAAUGCACCUUCUGCAGGAACUGGAAAAUAAAGAGCAGCUAUUCAAGAAAUUAGAAAAAGCGGUAGAAGAAUAUAAAAGAAAAUUUGCAGUUAUCCGCCACCAGCAAGGUUUGCUAUACAAAGAACAUCAAAGUGAAAGGGAACACUGGCAAACUGCUGGUGAAAAAAUACAAGAAGAAAAGAGAAAGUUGGAAUUUCAAAAGGAGCAAGAUGAUAUAAAAAUAAAGGAAUAUUCUAGUUUAUUAGAUGCGCUUCAAAAGGACAGUGAUGAUUCUAAACGGCUAUUUGCAGACUAUAGUAGAAAAAUAACUGUUCUGCGAGUAAAUGAAAGAUCAAUGACAAGACAGUACACAACUUUACUUGAAAUGGAGAGGCAUCUUCGAAAGGAGAACGAGAAAAUGAAGGCCGAAUUAAUGUCUAUGGAGGCUGCAGUUGGAGAAAAGAUUGGAUGUCUGCAAAGGUUCAAGGAAAUGGCAACCUUCAAGAUAGCAGCAUUGCAAAAAGUGUUGGAUGACAGUGUACCUCUAAAUGAUCUAGAAAUGGCAAAUAAACAAUAUAAUGAAUUAACUGCUAAAUACAGGGAUAUGCUACAAAAAGAUAAUUUGCUUGUUCAAAGAACAACUAAUCUGGAGCACUUGGAGCAUGAGAAUGCAUCCCUGAAACAGCAGAUCGAGUCUUUAAUCAAGGAACUGGAAAUUACAAAAGAGAAGCUUCAUACAGUUGAACAAGCUUGGGAGCAAACAACAAAACUGGGAGACAGUGCUUCAGACAAGGCCUCAAAAGCUAUAACCAACAGUGAAAUUGUUUCAAUUUCUAAGAAAAUUACUAUGCUGGAAAUGAAAGAACUAAAUGAACGGCAGAGGGCAGAGCACUCUCAGCAAAUGUACGAACAACUGCGAAACACAUUAAAGCAAGCGGAAGAAAGGAAUUUUGAACUAGAAUCCAAGUUUGCUGAGCUUACGAAGAUCAACCUUGAAGCACAGAAAGUGGAACAAUUCUUGCGGGAUGAACUGUCGAGCAGCGUGAGCAGAGCAGUAAGUGAGGCAGACAGGCGUCGAAUUAUGGAUCUGGAGAAAUGUGAAACGGAACUGAAGGUCGAAGUAUCCAAGUUAAGAGAGCUUUCUGAUAUUGCCAAGAUGCAAGUUGCUGCUUUGGAAAAUCGGCAGCAAUCCAGAGAGAAAGAAGUGGAAUCACUUCGAAUGCAAAUUUUGGACUAUCAGGCACAAUCAGACGAAAAAGCACUCAUUGCAAAAUUACAUCAGCAUAUUGUGGCCCUUCAGAUCAGUGAGGCUACUGCUGUGGCCAAGCUAGAGGCUGCUACCUCAAAACUUCAGAAGAUGGAGGUUACUAAUAUGCGUCUAGAGCAAAAAUUGGAUGACAAGGAGCAAGCGUUAUAUUACGCACGACUGGAGGGAAGAAACAGAGCCAAACAUCUACGCCAGACUGUUCAGUCACUGCGGAGGCAAUUCAGUGGUGCUUUGCCCCUGGCUCAACAGGAAAAGUUCUCCAAGACUAUGAUUCAGCUUCAGAACGACAAACUUAAAACUAUGGAUGAAGUCCAGCAUGCUCAACAAGAGCGCCGGAAUGCGGAGAACAGAGCACUGGAGUUGGAGAUGAAAUUAAAAGGCUUAGAAGAGCUAAUCGCCACAUUAAAGGAUACAAGGGGAGCACAAAAGGUGAUUGAAUGGCAUAUGAGAAUGGAAGAACUUCGGCUUCAGGAGCUCAGACUGAACCGUGAAUUAGCCAAGAAAAAGGAAGAGAUUAAAUAUUUGAACAAUAUUCUUUCCGAAUAUGAGCACACAAUCAAUAACCUGGAAGAAGAACUUGUACAGCAGAGCAAGUUCCACGAGGAGCGGCAGAUGGCCUGGGAUCAAAGAGAAGUAGAAUUAGAACGUCAGCUUGACAUAUAUGACCGUCAGCAGAAGGACAUAUUAAGUACAGCUCAGAAGUUUGAUGAAGCCACGGGAUCGGUUCCUGACCCCAAUUUGCCCAUUCCACAUCAGCUUGAGCAAGCUCUAAGGAAAAUCAGAGAACAUAUCCGAACAAUCCUGGAAAUGCAGGCCACCUGCAAAUCUUUAGAAGAGAAACUGAAAGAAAAAGAAGCUGCUUUGUGGAAAGCAGAGCAAAAUAUCUUGUCAAGGGACAAGGUCAUAAAUGAACUAAGGCUUCGAUUACCAGCAUCAUUCGAGAGAGAGAAAAUAAUAGCAGAGCUUGACCAAAGAGAAGAUGAUACGGUUGCUGCCUCUCCUCAUGCUCUGAAAGUGGCACACCAGACAAUUGCAAACAUGCAAGCGAGAUUAAAUCAAAAAGAGGAAGUGCUGAAAAAGUACCAACACCUUUUGGGCAAAGCGAGAGAGGAGCAAGAAGAAAUUGCAAAGAAACAUGAAGAAGAUCUCAGAGUGCUACAUCAAAAGUUAGAUUUACAUGCUGACAAUUCUUUUAAUAAGUUCAAGCAAACUGCAUUAGAGUUGAUGAAAAAGCCUUCAUUAGCUGUCCCAGCAAAUAAACAUUUAAUUCGUCUGGCGGAGAUGGAACAAACUGUAGCAGAACAAGACAGCUCCCUUGCUUCCCUUCUGAGCAAAUUAAAGAAAACGUCCUCUGACUUGCAGAAGCAAAAGCAAAUUAUGUUGGUGAAAAUCAAGGAGUUUGAUAACAUCAGGGCCCAACUUGAGAAGAAGCAUGCAGCUGAAGUGAAAAAAUUGAAAGAUGAAGUGGAUGAAUUAAGGAGUUUGUUGUCACAGAUGGAGAAAGAAUUACUGAAUGUAAAAAUGGAGCUGGAAGCGCAAAGAGAAGCAAAUAAUAGAGCUCCAACAACUACAAUGAAAAAUCUAGUGGAACGGUUGAAGAAUCAGCUAGCCUUAAAAGAGAAACAGCAGAAAGCUUUGAGUAAAGCACUCCUGGAGCUCCGAGCAGAAAUGACAGCUGCUGCAGAGCAACAGAUUAUUUCUAUUGCAUCACAAAAGGAGGCGCACAUGAAUGUUCAGCAGAUUGUUGAUAAGCACACAAAGGAACUGAGGAGUCAGAUAGAAGAUUUAAAUGACCAGCUUUCCAAACUUAAAGAUGCUCUUAAAUUAAGCAAAAAUAAAGAGAAUUCAUUGUUAGAUGAUAUGGAUGAUUUAAAUCAGGAACUUCAGAAAAAAGUGAAAGCCCACACUAAAGUUUUAAGGGAGAAAGAUGAGAUGGAAAAAGAAAACGAAGAACUUAAAAAACGAAUUAAAAGGUUAACCACUUCAAUUCAGGGCAAAGCUGAUGAGCAAAGUCUGAUCGAUGAACUUCACAGAAAAAUUAAAAAGCUGGAAACUGAGUUGGGAAAGAAGAGUGAUGAGACAGAAAAGAAAACUCCAAGAGAAGACAAGAGCUCGAAGGAGGAAUUAAUUAGAUGGGAGGAAAGUAAAAAAUGGCAGAAUAGAACCGAAGGGAUGAGGAACAAAUUAAAAGAAAAGGAAAAGGAAGUAGAGUCUUUAACCAAACAGUUAAAUACACUAAAGGAACUUUUUUCCAAGGCUGAUAAAGAAAAAAUUACUUUGCAAAAGAAACUUAAGAGCUACGGUGUUACUGUUGAUCACGUUGUGGGAGUCCGAGCCUCUGAAUCGGAGCGAGAGCUGGAAGAGCUUAGAAAACGGAAUAUGGGUUUGGAAAAUGAGAUUGUUCACCUAAAGACACAGUAUGCUGUCCCUCGCGAUUCUGUUGUAGAAGACUUGCACUUAAAAAACAGAUACCUGCAAGAAAAGCUUAUUGUGCUGGAGAAACAGCUUUCCAGAGACACGCUUUCAAGACCUUCAACAUCGGGAUUAGGAUCAGAUGAUCAGUAUCAAAAAGAACACGAGCUUCAAAAGGAGAACCUAGCAUUGUCAUCUGAAAAUAUGGAAUUACGAUUCCAGCUAGAACAAGCCAAUAAAGACUUGCCAAGAUUAAAGAAUCAAGUAGAGGACUUAAAAGAAAUGUGUGAGCUUCUGAAGCGAGAGAAGGCAGAAGCUGAGCGGAAGUUAGGCAAUGUCAGAGGGUCUGGAAGAAGUGGGAAAACUAUUCCAGAAUUAGAGAAAACAAUUGGUUUGAUGAAAAAGGUUGUAGAAAGAGUUCAGAGAGAAAAUGAAGAGCUAAAAAAAGCACCUGGAGUAGUUUCUAAUGAAAAAAUGGUCAGCCUUGAACAAGAAAAUGAGCUCUUAAAGUCCGAAAUGGAAAAACUGAAACUGCAGCUUGGAGGUGAAUUGAGUACACGUUAUGAAAUGAAGACUAAAGGCAUAGAAAAAAUAAUUGCUGAAAAUGAGAGAAUACGGAAGGAAAUGAAAAAGGAAACAGAGAAUGCAGAGAAGCUGCGAAUUGCAAAGCAUAAUCUUGAGAUAAUAAAUGAGAAAUUGACUGCUGAACUGGAAGAGACAAUAAAGAAGUUAUGCUUAGCAGAAAGCAAAAAUCCACAACUUGAGGGAGCUUACAGCAAGGGUUGGAAAUCCAUUGUCAUAACAAGGAUGUAUGAAAAUAAGAUGAAAGAAAUGGAAGCUGACAUUGCCCAAAAAAAUCAAGCCAUCAGUGACCUUAAACAACUACUACAGAAAGCCACAGAGUGUGAAGAAAAAAAUAUUGAAGACUCAAAAAUGCCAAUUGAGUUUCUUAAACACGUUCCUGAGGGUGCCAAAACAGAGCAAGGAAUUGUCAGAGAACUUCAACUUCUCAGGUUAACCAAUGAUCGUCUGGAAAAGGAAAAAGCAGAACUAGUUCACCAGGUGGAGGCUUUUCGAAACCAAAGUGAAGUUAAGAAAGGAGAUGGCUUUGCAACUGGGAAGGCUGGAAACUACAAACUACUGGCAGAAGUAACAGACCUCAAGACACAAUUGAAAACCUCGGAUUUAGAACAGCAACGGCUUCAUGAUGAAGUCAGAAAGCUGAAAAAUGAACUGGAUCACUUUGAUCCAUCCUUUUUUGAAGAAAUUGAAGAUCUAAAAUACAACUACAAUGAAGAAGUUAAAAAAAAUAUUAUCUUGGAAGAAAAAUUGAAAACACUUUCUGAACAAUUCGGUGUUCAAGUAGAUAUUCCAGCCAGAGUAUCUAUUGAUUAAGGUAUAUCAUUUCUUGAAUAAGCCUACAAAGUGCUGUUGAUUUGGAGAUAACAAAGUCUUGGCAUGAAAAAGGAACAAAAAUAUGUUCAUAUCAUGGGUAACACAAACUUUUUUCUAUUUCCUCCAAAAGUGACAAGUGUGCAGCUUAUUCCUGAGAUGUAACUAAUAUACAACUCUUUUCUGUUCUUGACAAAGCAAAUGUCUCCCUGGUUACUUGAGCCGCUACUAAUUUUCAUUUCUACAAGAAUGGAAGUAAAAGUAAGGAAUAAAGGGACAGCACUCCUGUAAAGUUCGUUCUCUCUCUCUCUCUCUCUCUCAUAUAUUAUGGUAAUUUAUUAAAUGUCAAUAUUAUAUUUUUGUAGCUCCUCCAUUGGUGUGUUUGCACAGAAGGAAUACAUUUAAUGCAGUUUAGCAAUUAUUUAUUUUUCUAUAUUUAAUAUCUGUAAAUUGUGAACAAACAGCAAUUUUACAUUUACCCCGCCUUAAAUAUUUUAAAGCACAAAUGGUAGCGAAUUAAU
Messenger RNA from Elgaria multicarinata webbii, 8678 nucleotides. It is a transcript of the gene CEP290, whose product is annotated as centrosomal protein 290. The transcript is spliced from 55 exons. The coding region runs from base 100 to 8160 and encodes 2686 amino acids. The record is from RefSeq and is a predicted model, not a curated record. NCBI's taxonomy places the organism in Eukaryota, Metazoa, Chordata, Lepidosauria, Squamata, Anguidae. Gene Ontology annotation, biological process: ciliary transition zone assembly; camera-type eye development; non-motile cilium assembly. Gene Ontology annotation, cellular component: ciliary transition zone; centriolar satellite.